AUGCAGAUUACACCCAAGAUGUCAUCGUCGCCAAAUCUCCUGACAUCGACUGAACCCGUUACGUCGCCUACGACUGAAAUACCGGCUCCAUCCGUGACGCUGACGACAACCGAGAGGUCCGCCAAAGACAAAGCGCCGACCACAGCUGCAGUACCACUAGCGUCUGAAAUGCAGAUUACACCCAAGAUGUCAUCGUCGCCAAAUCUCCUGACAUCGACUGAACCCGUUACGUCGCCUACGAUUGAAAUACCGGCUCCAUCAGUGACGCUGACAACAAGCGAGAGGUUCGCUCCUGCCGAAGCAGAGACUGCAAUUUUAACACCGGCUCCGCUUGAAACGUUCAUCAUACCUAGAAAGUCUGCUCCAGCCGAGGUGCCAGUUACAGUACCAAUAGCAUCUGAAAUACUAACGACACCCAAAUUGUCAUCGUCGCCAAAUCUUCUGACAUCGACUGAACCCGUACGUCGCCUAACGAUUGAAAUACCGGCUCCAUCCGUGACGCUGACGACAACCGAGAGGUCCGCCAAAGACAAAGCGCCGACCACAGCUGCAGUACCACUAGCGUCUGAAAUGCAGAUUACACCCAAGAUGUCAUCUUCGCCAAAUCUCCUGACAUCGACUGAACCCGUUACGUCGCGCUAA
Molecule: messenger RNA, 642 nt
Organism: Ostertagia ostertagi
Lineage: Eukaryota; Metazoa; Nematoda; Chromadorea; Rhabditida; Trichostrongylidae
Source: the annotation of a GenBank genome assembly